CAGAAGUUAAAGAGAAGAUGGCCGACGUGGUAAGUGUCGGCGUUAACUUGGAUGCCUUUUCUCACGCUAUAAGCGGGAUCCAGGCGCUCCGCUCCAGCGUCAGCCGCGUCUUCGAGUCCCUCAAAGAUGGCAUGAAGAAUCGCGAGACGCUGGAAGGCCGAGAGAAGACAUUCCUCGCCGUCUUCCAGGACAACCUGCAAGCUGUCAACCGAGACCUCAAUGAAUUGGAGCGCCUCAGCGGUUUGGUGGGCCGCCCCUCUGAGUCACACCCUUUACACAACAGUGGCCUGCUCAGUCUGGAUCCAGUUCAGGACAAGACACCGCUGUACUCGCAGCUGCUACAGGCCUACAAGUGGUCCAACAAGCUGCAAUACCACGCCGGCCUGGCGUCCAGUUUGCUGAACCAGCAGUCGCUCAAGCGCUCGGCCAAUCAGAUGGGCGCCUCGGCCAAGCGCCGCCCUAAAGUGCAGCCCAACACUCUGGUCCUCCCCCCGCAGUACGUGGACGACGUGAUCUCGCGCAUCGACCGAAUGUUCCCCGACAUGAGCAUCGAACUCUUCAGACCCAACGGAUCGUCCGCGGUGCUGCUGGUAACCCUGGGUAAGGUCCUCAAGGCACUGGUGGUCAUGCGCUCGCUCUUCAUCGACCGGACGUUGGUGCGAGGCUUCCACGAAGACAUUUACGAGCGCGACGGGAAGAAGCUGGACAUCUGGAGCAAGUCACAGCAUCUGGUCUUCCGGAAGGUAACGGAUCACGCCACCACCGCGCUGCUGCACUACCAGCUGCCGCAGAUGCCCGACGUGGUCGUCAGAUCCUUCAUGACAUGGCUCCGCAGUUACAUGAAGCUCUUCCAGUCUCCGUGUCAGCGCUGCGGUCGCUUCCUGCAGGACGGCCUGCCUCCCACUUGGAGGGACUUUCGGACCUUGGAGGCCUUCCACGACACCUGCCGCAUGUGACGUCCUACAAAUGUUGAACGCCCCCGACGGAUUUGAAGGCACCUUAACGAUGUCUCUGUGACCUUCGCGGUGAACUUCAUGACUUAAUGAUGAGCCCAAUUAGCGAGCGACACCAGCUGUCUGUCAAAAACCUCCAGAGACUCCUAGAAAGGGAAAAACAAGUACUGUACGUCUUCAAGCUCAAAACUGAGCGAGAAAACAAUCAUUUACGUACAAGUUACAUUUUUGAACCAAUUCUGUUCUAAUACAAAUGUUUUAUAUGCAGUUGACCCUGCACAAUCAUAGCCAACAUUGAUGCUAGAUGCCCAAUCCAUUUGAAGUUUACUUAAUUUUGACCCAUUAUUAAAAUCGUCGGAUUUUUGUUUAUUUCAUUCAUUUUUGUUGUUUUAAUAUGUUAGUUUUUAUGGACUAAUUUUACAGACUAUGUAUUUUUGGUUGAACUGCCACCCUCCUGCUUAAAACAGAUUGUACACCUGAUGGUGGUAAGCUAGUCUUUUCAUGCUUCUGUAGAGAAUUGAAACCUUGCAUUGCUCUUACCAACAUGGCCGCCCUGAGGCAACGUUUCCAUCAAAGUCAAUACGUUGACAUGACCUUGUAGUCCUAACUAGCUUAUGUCCUAACUUAACUAUGUCAAAGCAUCUAUUAUUUACUCGGUGGCUGCCAAUGACUGCAGGAGGCUUCCAAGCCAUUGGAAAUUGAGAGGGCUCAUAUUGGAUGAACGUUUGAUAAAUUAUUGCCAGCCCUCCUGCAUCCAAUGGAUUGGACGUCUACUAGCAGGACCACAGUGGGGCUCAUUGUCAGCCCUGGUCAUACCUCAGACCAGCCCACUUUAUUUCUUGACCUACAGUAUAAAAAUGUCAUUCUAACAUUGCAUGUUAAUGACAGUGUUCUCCACUUUAUUUCAUGACUGUAUAAAAAUGUCAUUCUAACAUUGCAUAUUAAUGACAGUGUCCUCUAAAGCCUUGUAAUUCAGUGUAUUUUCCCCCCCAAAAUUCCCAGUGAUUGUUUUACAAGGAGAUUAAUCUCAAUUUGAGUGCAAAUCUCCACCGGUUUUCUUUGCAACAUUUUUUUCAACAAAUUUAAAAAUGAAUAAAAACAUUUUGGAAAAAAAAAAGUAUUGCAUUGUACAACUUGUCCAGCGAAAUGUGCAAAAAAUCAGCAGCUAUUUAAGGCACUGGCAAAGCUUUAACUUUUGAGAUGGGGGGGCAAAACAUAUUGAUGACACCGAAAUGCAGUGUCAGCAAUAAAAUUUACUUGCAACAUCUACUAGUAUAGACCCUACCCACGUGACGUCACAACUCCGCUCUCCUGAAUGGUACCGCCCAAUUGUCAGGCAUGAAAAUGGGUCAGGGGUUAAAAAGGUGAGAAAGGUGUGGAGGAAAUAUGUUCCGGCGUUCUGCCAAAAUGUCCGCCGUCGGCAAAACGUCUACAUGUGGCGAAUUUGACCAUUUUAAUUUUUCACAUAAGGCUUAAUAUUCGAGUUAACGGGGGUUUAAUUAGUUGAAGGAGUUGAUUUCAACCACCAUUGACUCGCGCUAGCUUAGCCACUCCGGAGCCCUGAAACUAACAAAUAACUGUCAAACUGCACAGAAUUUGUUCAAAUCAUUUCCAACGACUAAUUAAACCCCGGCUAACUCAAAGAUUAAGCCUAAUGUAAAAAAUUCUGAACUUCCCCUUUAAAAUAAAGACCAUUGAAUAUGGCCCUUAAAAUGUUGUCUAUAAAAGUUUUAGAGCAAUAAAACAACACAAAUGAAUAAAAUGAACAGGAAUCCUUCAAAGUAUUUCAUAAUGGGUCCAAAUUAUUUUUCGAACAGAUCAUGUGACUAUAGAACCUUAGAGACAGCCGUUUGCAUUGCUUAGCCAAAACUACAGCUGAGGAGGCAAGAUGGAUAUUUAGAAUUUCUUUAAACCUAAGCUUUCAAAACCCUCAACAACAACUGAGCUUGAACCGAGGAUUGAGCACGAGCAGUAUCAAAAAGUCCUGGCUGUCGUGUUACCUGUUGUGCUGUAAUUCCAAGUGGUGCUUGAAUUGGAUGCUUAUAGCGGUGGACAGUCUUUUUGAGCCAGCGCAAAGUUUGCAGCGCACGGAGAUAUUUUUGUUAUCUUUACUGGACAAAAAUGUGAAGUAAUGGCUGUGUUUCCAGUGUGCAAAUGCAGCCGUUUGUAGUAUAUCUCCUGCCUAUUUCAUUGCAUCCUGGUGAGGUAGCAAGGCUAUGUUGUUUUGGCCGCAAACUCCCAGCGCUCACGCAUCAUGGUAAUACACGUGACCCUUUUUGUUCCAUCCCCGAUUAAAAAAUGUGACAUGUGAUGUCACUCCCAUGACUACAGUAUUCUUCAUUCUACACACAUUAUGGGGCAAUAACAAAAUAGUAACGCACAGGCAUCAAGGAAAGUAAUUUUACUCAGAUUACUGAUUUAGAAAAAUGAACGCGUUAGAUUGUUCUUUACUGAAAGAAAGUAAUCAGAUUAGUUACGCAUUACGAUACCGCGUUAUUGACAACACUGCUUUUAUAUUACCGUUAAAUACACAAGCUUGACGCUACCUUAACGGGAGCUAUUUUUUCACCGGACGCUCUGGCAGUGUUCAACGCAAGCUGCAACGAACGGCAGUAACUUUGUCAUACCACAAAAUAUGAAAAUGAAAACCAUUACUCACUAAAUUCAAUAUGCUGGCAAAUGCAUUCAUCUAAAAACAAUUGGGAGUGAUACUUUACCUCCUCCAGCGAAUGUGAAUUUGUGCUUAGUACAAGAUCAUCUGUCGCAAUUAGCGAUCUUUGACGCUCUUUUUUUUUUUUUUUUUUUCCUCCCCGCAUACAAACUUGUUUCUCUCUCAGCGGCUGUGAUUAACCUCAAUGAAGUUGCUGUCCUAGCUAAGCCUUGCCUAUCAUUCGUCUUUGUAAGUUUUUAGUAACUUUGUGUAUUGAAUUUGAAAGGAAAAUGUGUGUUUUGUUUUUGACGAACUUUUUCAUGAAGCUAAACUGUUGAAGCUACUCACAUGUGGAAAAAUACGAGUGUACAACGUUUUAAAUGUAUUCAUUUGGUAUAUUUCAGUUACCACGAUUUGAGAGAUCAAUAAAUUGAAGAGUUUACGCCUUGCGAUUGGAG
Messenger RNA from Corythoichthys intestinalis (scribbled pipefish), 4061 nucleotides. RefSeq names its product mediator complex subunit 27 (gene med27). Gene Ontology annotation, biological process: regulation of transcription by RNA polymerase II. Gene Ontology annotation, cellular component: mediator complex. Bases 18 to 956 code for a protein of 312 amino acids. The transcript has 8 exons. Gene Ontology annotation, molecular function: transcription coactivator activity. The record is from RefSeq and is a predicted model, not a curated record. Lineage: Eukaryota; Metazoa; Chordata; Actinopteri; Syngnathiformes; Syngnathidae.